Dictyostelium purpureum is the source of this 294-nucleotide messenger RNA. RefSeq lists its product as uncharacterized. Bases 1 to 294 code for a protein of 97 amino acids. Lineage: Eukaryota; Evosea; Eumycetozoa; Dictyosteliales; Dictyosteliaceae. The transcript has 3 exons. Gene Ontology annotation, molecular function: RNA binding. Gene Ontology annotation, biological process: P-body assembly; mRNA splicing, via spliceosome. Gene Ontology annotation, cellular component: catalytic step 2 spliceosome; U4/U6 x U5 tri-snRNP complex; U6 snRNP. The record is from RefSeq and is a predicted model, not a curated record.
AUGGAUAGAAAAGAAGAAGGAACAGUUGAAGAGCCAUUAGAUCUCAUUAGAUUAUCAUUAGAUGAAAGAAUUUUCGUUAAAAUGAGACAAGAUAGAGAAUUAAGAGGAAAAUUACAUGCAUACGAUCAACAUUUAAAUAUGAUUCUUUCAGAUGUAGAAGAAACAAUCAAAGUAGUAGAAAAAGAUGAAGAAACAGAUGAGGAAAUUAUUAGAAACAUCAAACGUAAUAUUAAAAUGCUUUUUAUCCGUGGUGAUGGUGUAAUUUUAAUUUCACCACCAUUAAGAACAUCCUAA